Molecule: messenger RNA, 4185 nt
Organism: Mercurialis annua (annual mercury)
Lineage: Eukaryota; Viridiplantae; Streptophyta; Magnoliopsida; Malpighiales; Euphorbiaceae
Exons: 7
Coding region: 608-4081 (1157 amino acids)
Biological process (GO): meristem development; meristem maintenance
Source: RefSeq, a predicted model, not a curated record
CAACCCUUAGAUUUUCGGAGUGAAAUAUAAUAGUUCGAGUGAGUCGGUAAUUAUUUCGGAGCACGAAAAAAAAUUUGGAUCGAGGUGUUUUUAUUUUGGAGCUAAGGAGUUAUAUUUUUUAUUCGAUACUAAUUAUUUUGGAGGACUACAAGAGGUUAGUACGUUUAAUUUUUCAUUUAUUGCUUUAAAUAAUUUUAGUGUUAGUAAAUAUUAGAAAUGCAUAUAUAAAUUUAAUUAUAAUGUAGGAAAAUGUUAGAUUUUAAUUAUAAUUUAGAAUGCAUGUAGAAAUUUACUUAUAAUGUAGAAAAUUAUUAUUAGCUAUUAAUUAUAAUUUAGAAAUAUAUGUGUAAUAUAAAAAAAUUAGAUAAUAUUUAUAAUUGUUUUAAUUAUUAUUAUUGUUGUUGUUAAAAAUUAUUGUAGUUUAUAAAAAUAUUGUUAAUUGUUAAAAAAAUUAGGCCUCAAUAUUAGGAUAUGUUUAAUUUAGUUUUAUUUGAAAAAAAUAUUAGAAAUAAAGUAAUGGUAAUUACGAUUGAUAUGUUAACGCUAUAAGUUUAAGAUUUGCAUUUUAAAUAUAACGGUGUCAAAAUUUGCUGUUUAUUAAUUAGAAAUGACGAGUCCAAAUAUAUCUUUGUUGAUAUGGUGUGAUGGCCGUAUUGUGAGUUCUCCGUGUGGAAUAGAAUACCACGGGGGUCGUCCGGUUAAUAUGGCGCUUAGCGAGAGAAUGAGUUUCGAAGAAUUACAAAAUAUUUGUAGAAGAGCAGUUUCUACCGACGGGGAAGUAGAAAUUUCAAAAAUCUACUUCCGGCUUCCAAGAAUAGUUGGGGGUGCGAUACGCUCGUACUCGUUGUUUUCCGUGGAGAAUAACGAGCAUGUGUUUGGAAUUUUGAACGAGGUCGUGUGGUAUCCGCAACUCGAGAUUUUGGAAUUGUACGUGGAAUACGAGGCCGUGGUUCGCAACAAGACUUUACUAGAUCAGUUGGUCUUAUGUGAUUCAAGCGGGUCUGAGAGGGGUAGUGGUGAAGAGGAAGAAGAGGAAGAAGAGGAUUUCUACGACAGCAACGAAGAGGAUGUCGAGGAAGACUUAGGAGCAGAUUCACAAUAUGAGUCGCAACUUCCUGAGCAUGUAAGAACGGCGGAUCUUUGCGACUUUGACGUCGCCCCGGAGGAUGAUGAAAAGAUUAUGUGGGAUCCUGGGAUGGAAUUCCGAGUAGGGAUGGUAUUCCCAAAUCGCGAUGCCGUCCGAGCUUGUGGGACUACUUAUUCGGUCGGGGUGGGAAGAGAGUUCAAGGGUCGCCGGACUACCAACUCGACAAUAGUGUUGGCUUGCAGGCAGAACCCUGUAUGUAAAUGGUGGCUGCGCGCUACACUUCUGCAAGCAACUCAGACGUGGACGUUGACAAAAUAUAUUGGCCCGCACACGUGCAAUCAGCUGUUACCUGAUCCAAACCAUCGGAAUUUUGGGUCUGUUGCAAUCGCAGACUAUAUCAAGGGUCAAGUAAAGCUGCAACGUGAUAUACGGAUCGAUACCCUCAGAGCUGGAAUUUGGCAACAACUUGGAGUUAGGCCUCCGUAUAAACGAACCUGGAAUGCAAAGGAAAAGGCAAUAGCUGAUGUUUACGGUGGCUGGUAUGAAUCAUUUGCUAUGGCUGAACGUCGGGACUACUACACUCCUGGGCCGUUGGUGCCAGACGUUCUGACAAUGCAGGACGAUCACAGAUCCUCGGUUAUUUGGGAUAACCAGGGCGACGAGUCUUCCUUAGGGUCACGUUCGAGCGCCAGACUUACUCCAUUUCACGAGCUAGAUUCUCGCAUCAGGAAUGGGAUUAUUCAGACUGGCAUGUCUGGUUUUCUAGCGAUGCGCCAGUUUCCAGUUGACUUGUGCCUUAUCACAGCUCUUGUGGAGAGGUGGAGACCAGAGACACACACGUUUUGGUUUCCAGAGGGCGAGUGUACUAUCACGCUGCAGGACGUGGCCAUCCUGACAGGGCUCCCAGUGGAUGGGACGCCCGUUACCGGACCUCGUAUACGGGAUUGGAACACGGUGUCUGUUCCUCUUUUAGGGAGGCAGUUAGAGGUCAGCCGUCCCCGUAAACCGGGGUCCUCGUGGGUCAGUGGUGCUUGGUUGUCAGCCCAGUUUGGAGGUUGGACGGUUUUGCCUGCGGGUGCUACAGAGGAUCAGGUCGACCAGGCGGUUCGAGGCUACCUUUGGGCUGCUUUACAGGGUCUGUGCUUUCCGGACUUGAACAGUGGCCACGUGGGCGUGAGGAUUCUUCCGCAUCUGGCGGAUUUAGGCCACUUGCGCGAUAUUAGCUGGGGAUCGGCUGUUCUGGCGUAUUUGUACCACGAGCUAUGCCUCUGCGCCUCUGCUUCGGCGGACAGACAGAACAUCGGGGGCGCCGUGUGGAUUCUACAGCUCUGGGCUUACGAGCGACUUAGGCCAUUGCGACCCCGUUUGGCCGACUUUACCGUCACGGGGGGAUUGCCUUUGGGUGACAGAUGGGCGGGUCCCAGACAGCGGGAGCGGGGGACACCACGAGUUCCCAGACACUCAGUUUCUCACUUCAGACUGUUAUUGGACGGGCUGCGUUACGACGAUAUCGUUUGGCAGCCAUACUCCGACGACGUUCUCCAGUCCAUCCCACAAAUGUACCUGACAGGGCGACAUAUUUGGCGUGCCCGAGUGCCAAUGAUCUACUAUCACAUCGUGGAGUGGCACCAGCCGGAUAGGGUUCUGCAGCAGUUCGGCUUACAGCAGCCCAUUCCCCUGCCUGCUAUGCAAGAUCGGCGCCUUCAUAACAUCCAGUAUCAGGGGAACUACAACUUUGAUGAACUGCUCUCAGAUUACAUUCAGAUUUGGAACAACAGAGCGGCUUACGUUGUUCAGGGUUACCAGCUCCAGCGUCCACCUCACUACCAUUCAGCGUAUAUGGAGUGGUUUCGGAGCCGCAGCCGGCGUUGGAUUACCCAUGAGGGCGCAGCGGCCGGACAGAGUCGCGACACUUUCGAGAUGAUCGCCCUUCAGAGAGAGGCGCGUGCGUCUAGGAUUGGGACUGCUGCACGCAGUUCUCAAUUAGCUUACGGAGAGGAGCGCCGUGACGUCACACUGCCCCCACCAGAGCCAGCAGUUCCGGCUUACGUACUACCUCCUCUCCCUCCCCUGACCAUCGAUCUGGCUCACAUCAGGGGAGCGCGUAGACGGCAGCCUAGAGCCGCCCCGCCUCGCGAGCGCCCGGCAGACCCUAUCCCCCCACCGGUCUACUUCCACUUCGAUCCUACAGCCACUACAGACAGACGGGGGGAGUACUAUGGCCCGACUCAGUACUACGGUUCCACUUCCACUUCAGCAUCACAGCCUCCGUGGCAUCAGACCUAUUUCCCACAGGGACCCCAGGUAUCAUCGUAUCAGGUCCCGCCUUCGUCGAUGCCGUUUUUUGAGCCGUCGUACGGACAGACAGCAUACACCACUUCUCUGGGCACACCACCGGCGUCUCAGUUCCAGCAGGCCACACCACCGGCGUCUCAGUUCCGGCAGACCACACCACCGGCGUCUCCGUUUCAGCAGACCACACCACCGGCGUCUCAGUUCCAGCAGGCCACACCACCGCCGUUUGCUGCAUCAGAUCAGUAUUACCGUCCAGCGCCAUAUACAGAUGCUCAACCGUUCACGUCUUUCGAUCAGUGUUACCGUCCCACGAUGCCUUCGGAUGAUCAGCCGUCGACGUCACAUUCGCGGCCAUCUUCUUCUCACCAGGCCCAAGAUCCAUCACAGCUACAUUUUACACUAUCAGAGUCAUGGUUAUUCGGUCCGGAGAUCGGUUCAGAGGCGUACGAGGAGCUUUUAUCACGACCGGAUCUCACACCUCCAUCUUUUAGACUUCUACCGCCCACACAGGAGGAGACCGGUACUGCACCACCAGCAGCAGACGUUCAGCAUUCAGCUCAGGACGAGGAGGCCUCCGACAGCAGCGAGAGCCCUCCGGUACCCAGACAGUUUCACUCGAUCACAGACAGCUCGCGGCACCGACGAGAGACUCACGGUUUGAGGGUACAGAGACCGAGGACUCGUAGAUAUGAGGAUUAGAUUUCAUAUUUUUCUUUAUUUAUCGAUUUUUGUAUUUUAGUAUAUGUUGUAUGUUUACUAUAUUAUGUAUAUUAUAUUCGUGUGUUAUAAUUGUUAUUUUGUUA